GCCACCACUCCAAAACGAUAGCGUGUUCAGAAAUCCCCUCCGAGAACCACGGGAUGGAGGCCUCCGGCGCCGUGCUCCGUCGAGCUCCGGCCAUCUCGGGCUUCAGAAUCCAGCAGGGAGACGCCACAGAUCCUUUCUUCUCCGGUAUGCGAAGCAGUUUUAGAAUUUCGGCGCGACCGAGGGGUCUCUCCGCCGGCGGAUUCUCCGACGAGGGGCACCUGAAGUACUACUUGUCGCCGGCGAGGUGUGGGGCGAGGAAGAAGGAGGAGAAGAGGAGGGCGAAGCUAGUGAAGGGGCUGGUGAGGGAUCUUUCGGCGUUCUACUCGAUGGGCUUCGGCGUGGAGGUCGAAGAUGGGCUCGCCGGGGAGGUCAAGGGGAAGAUGAUCUCGGAAGCAGCAGAGCUCUUGCUGGGACAACUGAAACAGCUGCGAGCUCAAGAGAAGGAGAAGAAGAGAAAAAGAAAAGAGGAGAAGGCCGCAAAGAAGGCUACCAAAGUGAAAGAUUGUGCUGAUGAAAACGCCUCAAGCUCUUCAUCUGAAUCAAGUGACAGCGAGUGCGAAUCAGCUGUCAAAAUGAGUAGCCUUGGAACAGUUGCUAUCGCAGAACUCAAGGAUCUGAUAAUUCCAACAGUAGCUCCUAACUGCAAUUCAGCCCCCCUGCUUCUGGAACUCAGUAAAACAGGGGAGGAUAUGGAAGAAAAUAACUAUGCGUUGAAGCUUGGACCAGAGUGCAGUAACACCAGUGCCACCACCAGCAGUAGUGACUCUUGUGGUUGCUGUAGUAACAGUAUUCCAGUGGUCGAUAGGCCUAUGGAUAAGAUUGAGGUGUGCAUGGGAGGGAAGUGCAAGAAGUCGGGUGCGUUACAGUUAUUGGAGGAAUUCGAGAGCAAGAUGGGCAUUGAAGGAGCUGUUGUUGGCUGUAAGUGUAUGGGCAAGUGCAGAGAUGGACCCAAUGUUCGAGUUGUGGGUCGCCGCACUGAAGAGGAUAAUGUUAAGGAUGUGAAAAAUCCAUUGUGUAUUGGUGUUGGCUUAGAUGAUGUAGGAACAAUAGUCGCUAGGUUUUUUGGAGAGAAGGGCGUAGGUCUCGUGACUCCUUAAGACAAAAUUUAUUUAUUUAGAUAUUAUUUAUGAACUCAAUAAAAUAAAGUAAAUGCAUGAAUUGAGAAGAUUAAUUUAA
Elaeis guineensis (African oil palm) is the source of this 1176-nucleotide messenger RNA. Its product is annotated as diacylglycerol O-acyltransferase 3. Lineage: Eukaryota; Viridiplantae; Streptophyta; Magnoliopsida; Arecales; Arecaceae. The record is from RefSeq and is a predicted model, not a curated record.